Molecule: messenger RNA, 2323 nt
Organism: Lingula anatina
Lineage: Eukaryota; Metazoa; Brachiopoda; Lingulata; Lingulida; Lingulidae
Product: apolipoprotein D
Biological process (GO): response to reactive oxygen species; lipid metabolic process
Cellular component (GO): cytoplasm
Molecular function (GO): pigment binding
Source: RefSeq, a predicted model, not a curated record
UGAAUGCAAUCAGAUUAACAGAUUUACAUGCCUCUUUGCUUUGCGAAAAGGUGGUGCUUACACAAGUACAUUGGAAACAAGCGGAGACUUUAAUUUGAUUGCAUUCAGCGAGAGUGCCAGCUGAGUUGAAUAAAUCCAGGUAGAACCAUAGUUUCAUUGGAAAAGGGCCCUUAAAUCCAUAGCUUUCAUUUUCUUCUUCUUUGAUGUUAAAUUGGAGUUGGAUGUGAUCAUCAGACCCCUUUAUGUACGACAACACGUAUGUAAAUCUGGGAUAUUAAAAAGAGUCGCAAUUCGUUACAAUACAUUCAAGGGUCUUACUCCAAUGAAAGAGUAACUUGAAAGAAACAGAAAUAACUAAUUUUAGCUGUAAUUUCAGUUGUCAAAUCAAAUAUUAGACUUUUUCUAAUGUAAUAAUAUUUUAGUUAAAAUGCAGAAGUCCGAUCAAUAAAUAAAUACACAAAGACAGGCACACAAAAGAAUUGGUGCACAGUUUUAGAUAUAAAAUGAAAACAAGACAGAGCAGUUUGUUAUUUUUAUUAAUAAAAUCUUUACAAAAAGCCCGCUGCAGUGCUGAAAGAAAGUCUUUAAAAAUGUACAGGUGACAUAUUUAAAUUUGGGCCAACAUUGCUUUCUUCAUUUGAUUGUAACAAGUGAAAUGAAACUUCAGAAUCCAAAUAAAAGGCGACUAUCGACUACCGCUGUCCUUUUUGUUAUUCAGUCUUGUUGGAAACAAAAUAGGAAUUCACUGUUCCGCACUGUACACCUGAUAAUGAAGUUCCCAGGGCUGCAAAGGGCCUUGUAGCGUUGAAAUACGUACUGUUUUCCCUCAUUUUUACCUUACCUGAAUAACCCAGCGUCAUUAGACCAUAAUAGACGUGAGGACGCGAUGCAUUUCAAACUUCAUUAUUACUGCCACUGUGUAUGAAAAAGAAGAUAACCUGUAAACGUUGGGGCUUAAUCAUCGCUACCCUUGUGUACCACAAGCUUCCAGGCACCGUUAGUAGUAGUCCAACUCAACUAUUGCAUACGGGCAUUGCACAGUAUCGCUCUGUUCUGAGAAACCGCCCAUCAUGUCUCAGCCGACCAAUAUGUUUUCUGUUUGCAUGAUGGUGGUUCUUCUUGCCUUCGUUAAGGCAAGUGGACAUAAUGACACCAAUGUCUGUAAUGUUACAACCAUUUUGACGCAAGAGAACUUUGAUAUUAACCAGUAUCUUGGAAAGUGGUACGAAGUCAAAUGGUUUCCACCUUUUACACAUGCUCCGUCCGACAUUUGGUCAGAUUACCAGACAACAUAUGAAAUGUCCAACACCGGUAACUUCACCGUGACCAUCCGAGCAAGAGAAACUCCUGCAAACAAAACCUGUUUAGUAAUAAAGAAUACGCUGUAUACAAGUGACACUCCAGGAAAGCUCAUGGAAGGCACCAGACAUCAAUGGGUAAUCAAGACGGACUACACAUCUUACGCUCUGGUGUAUACAUGUGCAGAAUUUUUUCCAAAUAUGACCUGUAUGGCACACGAUUCUAAAGUAUGUUCAAGGACAACCAGUCUCCCGCAGGAAACUCUUACCAUGUUGGAUGGGGUUAUGCAAAGUGUGCUCUGUAUCUCUCUCGCAGAACAUGUUGAUACACCGCAAGACAAAAGUUGUGAUGUCAAAACUAGCAAAGGAACUCUGCCAGCUGCUAGUUUGGCUGCAUUAAUGUUUUUUCUUAUUCUGACUCGACUGUUCUAAUCACUUGGACAUUUUUGCUAGAUUGUAAAUCUGUUAUUGUCACGAUGACGUAAUCAUAGUUCAUAUGUGGUGCUAAAUACCAGUAUAUUUAGCUCUGGGUGCAUGGAACGUGUAUCAAGUGUCCAAGAUUUAUAGGAUUUAGUUACGAAAUAUAUAUCUUAGGAGAAAUUUGUUUUUAUGGCGUUCGGUGGGAAUAAUAUUAGAUAUAAAUACAAGUUAAGUUCUCAAACGUAGAGUGCUUUACGUCAUGAAGACGCCUGUUUUCUUUUAAAUUUUCAAAUUGCUAAUCAGUUAUAAUCAUUUUGGCUUUUUUUCGUAUCAGCGUUAUCCUCGAUAAUAUCAAAAGAUUUCUUUCAUAUAAUAUUGUUAAUACUAGGUACUUUAAAUAUUUUUACCUUUUUUUCGCAAAAUCGACAUUUAAGGUUUAUAAUCAGCUACUUGUUAUAUAUAUAUAUAGCUGUCAUACACAGCACUGACAUAACCGACGAGUCUUAUUGAAGUAGAUAAUUUUUCACUUUCCAACUUUUGAACUCUGUACAAAUUCCGACUCGUCGCAAAAAUGUUUUUGGAAAUAAAAAGCAAGUUGUUGUGUG